This is a messenger RNA of Sphaerodactylus townsendi, 1349 nucleotides long. RefSeq names its product GADD45G interacting protein 1 (gene GADD45GIP1). Gene Ontology annotation, cellular component: nucleus. Lineage: Eukaryota; Metazoa; Chordata; Lepidosauria; Squamata; Sphaerodactylidae. The transcript is spliced from 2 exons. The coding region runs from base 52 to 744 and encodes 230 amino acids. The record is from RefSeq and is a predicted model, not a curated record.
CUCCGAAGUAGCGGCACUGCGCAUGUGAGGAAGCGGCGGGCCGGCUCCAAGAUGGCGGCUGCCCUGGCGGCACUGGGUGGGCGGUGGCUGCCCGUGGGCCUGCGGGGCGUCCGCGCUUACAACGCCCGGCCGCUGCGGCUCCGGCUGGGCGGCGUGUACCUCCCGGACCCGGCCAACCCGCGCACGCCCGCCUGGCAGCUGGAGGCGGCCUACGAGGCCAAGCUCUACGGGCGCCACGGGGCCGCCUCGGGGGUUGACCCGGCCCGCCUCUGGCUCAGCCCCGAGCAGCUGGCCGAGGAGGAGGCCGAGGAGAGGGAGCUGUGUCCGUCGCUGCGCGAGAUGGAGGCGGCGCUGGACGCCCGCGAGAGACAGGAGGAGGCCCAGAGGCGGAGCAGAGAGGAGCUCAUUGCUUCCAGAAUGGCCAAGAUGCCUCAGAUGAUUGCCGACUGGCGCCGUGAGAAACAGGAGCGCAGGGCCAAGGAGCUCGAAGAGAAGGCACGGCGGGAACGGCUGCUGGCUGAGGCCCGUGAGCGCCUGGGCUAUAACGUGGAUCAUCGCAGCCCCCAGUUCCAAGAGAUGGUGCAAGAGAUGGAGAAAACUAGACGGAAGGAGCUGAAGCUGCAGAAGAAACAGCGCAGAGAGCAGGUCUUGGCCAAAAAGGCAGCGGAAGCAGCAGCUGCCGCUUCUCAGCCCUCCAAAGAGGAAGAAGUGCAAACAAUAUCAUCAACCCAACAGACCACGUAAGGUACCAAUGAUGAAGGUCCUUUCAAACUCGGAUGCACCCUGUGGUGGCAGAUGGUGACUUAUAGUGCUGCUGGGCUCUCAGGAUCCCAGCGUAUCUACUUCAGCUUAUUUGAUAGCAUUUCAAGACACAAUUCCAAAGUCUAGUGCAGGUGUCUAUCUUAUGGGUGUAUGAAAGAUGCACGGCCAGUUUCCUAAAGCUUAUCUCUGUACAAACAGGACAACAGCAUGGACACAGGAAGGCAGACUCCUAUCCCCCCUCUAAUGCCUCUGUUUCUUGCCGGUGGGUCCUAGGAAUGAUGCUUAUGUACUGACUGCAAGCUGUCCCAUGGCAGUAAGCUUGCUCUGCUGCUAUCAAUUAGUUUGCUGGUCUGUGAGGUUAGUUAGAUGGACACCUCUGAGAUUUCCUCUGGCUUCCUGGACUUCUUAAAAAAAACUACUAUGGGAUCUUAAUAUUGUUUAUGAAGAGCUAAAAAGCGAGGGCUCAUAUCUAAUAUGUAGAAAGAUAGGCUGUACUUCAUGAACUGACCAUCUGAAAAAAUCCAGAAGAGAAACUUGAAUCUGUAAACAAAAAAAAAACAACCUAAAAAUUUGUGUUUUAUUUCUUA